This is a messenger RNA of Arachis ipaensis, 1218 nucleotides long. RefSeq lists its product as uncharacterized. The record is from RefSeq and is a predicted model, not a curated record. Lineage: Eukaryota; Viridiplantae; Streptophyta; Magnoliopsida; Fabales; Fabaceae.
AUGGGCGUUGAACGCCCAGAUAGGGAAGGCCAAACACGUCCCAGUUCAGGAAACAUCCAUCCUAAGCAAGCUGGUAAUCCUCAGUUUGGCACCAUGGACACUCACCCUGCACCGCUCAGCACACCUGAGUACAGGACCAGGAUGUCAUAUCCUCAAAAACUCCGUCAAGUUGAAAAGGAUAAGCAAUUCGCUAGGUUUGUGGAUUACCUUAAAACCCUAGAGAUCAAGAUUCCAUUCGCAGAAGCCCUUGAACAAAUACCCUCCUAUGCCAAGUUUAUAAAGGAUAUAUUGAGCCACAAGAAGGACAGGAGAGAGGUAGAGACAGUCCUUUUCACUGAAGAAUGCAGUGCAGUCAUCCAAAGGACCCUACCGGAGAAACUUCAAGACCCUGAGAGCUUUGUGAUACCCUGUACUCUCGGAGACAGUUACACAAGGAAAGCCUUAUGUGAUCUUGGAGCAAGCAUCAAUCUGAUGCCCCUAUCAUUACUAAGGAAGCUUGGGAUCCAAGAAGUGAAGCCCACCCGCAUCUGUCUUCAGCUGGCUGAUGGCUCUAUCAACUUUCCAUCAGGGGUAGUUGAAGACAUGAUUGUAAGGGUUAGACCCUUUGCAUUCCCCACAGACUUUGUGGUGUUAAAUAGGGAAAAACACAAGAAUGUUUCUAUCAUUCUAGGGAGACCCUUUUUGGCUACAAGAAGAACCCUCAUUGAUGUGCAAAAAGGGAAAGUGACACUGAGAGUUAAUGAGGACCAAUACAUACUCAAUGCUGUCAAAGCUAUGCAGUACCCUGACACCCUAGAGGAAUGUAUGAGGAUUGAUAUCAUUGACCCCUUGGUCGAAGGGGUACACGCAAUUGAGAGACUUGAGGAGGAACUGGAUGACAUCCUAGGGGAUGACAUGCCUGACAUAGAGGCACCAGAAGAACACGAGGAAUCAUUAAAACCUCCUAAAGUAAAGGAUGGACCUCCUAAACUUGAGCUCAAGCCAUUACCAUCAUCCUUGAAAUACGUGUUUCUAGGAGACGGUGACACUUAUCCAGUGAUCAUAAGCUCUGCUUUAGGGCCGCAAGAAGAACAAGCACUGAUUCAAGUGCUGAAGACCCAUAGAACAGCUAUUGGGUGGACCAUAAGUGACUUAAAAGGAAUUAGUCCAACCCGUACAUGCACAAGAUUAGGCUUGAGGAAGAUGCCAAACCAGUGGUGCAACCACAGAGGCGAUUGA